GUUAACCUAUUUUUCUCCUUUAAAUAGAUUGGAGGCACGCGUAAAAUCAAUCCUCCAUCGUUUUCCAGGAGCAAGGCACGGCGGCGAUAUCUUAACCCUAAUUCACUAAGGGUAGGUAUUAGCAAUGGCGGUUCCACUUUUGACGAAGAAGAUAAUAAAGAAGAGGGUCAAGCAGUUCAAGAGACCUCAGCACGACCGUAGGAUAUGUGUAAAGACCAACUGGAGAAGACCCAAGGGUAUUGAUUCUCGUGUGAGAAGAAAGUUUAAGGGAUGCACUCUAAUGCCAAAUAUUGGUUAUGGGUCUGAUAAGAAAACAAGACAUUAUCUACCCAAUGGUUUCAAGAAGUUCAUAGUUCAUAAUGUGAAGGAAGUUGAGUUGCUAAUGAUGCACAACAGGACCUUCUGUGCAGAGAUUGCUCAUAAUAUUUCAACAAAGAAGAGAAAGGAGAUUGUUGAAAGAGCUGCUCAGCUUGAUGUUGUUGUUACCAACAAGCUUGCUAGGCUUAGGAGUCAAGAAGAUGAAUGAUCUAAGAAACCUAACUAGUGUUUUCUUUAUGGUUUACAGUAAUUCCUUUAAUUGGUUUUGCUGCUUCCCUUAGUUUUUUGUGAUUAAUAUUUGAAUCAAAUCUUUCAUACUUUUAUUGUUAUUGUUAUAACUUAUAUUCCAUUUUUCUUUAUUAUUGACAUAUUGUUUUAGAAGGGUUUCUGGGAAUUUUUAAGCAACAAAAAUGUGUAUCAAUACAUUGAUCAAUGCUUCUUAGUUUUCAA
Impatiens glandulifera is the source of this 768-nucleotide messenger RNA. RefSeq names its product 60S ribosomal protein L32-1-like. The transcript has 4 exons. Gene Ontology annotation, cellular component: ribosome; cytosolic large ribosomal subunit. Gene Ontology annotation, molecular function: structural constituent of ribosome. The coding region runs from base 125 to 526 and encodes 133 amino acids. Gene Ontology annotation, biological process: translation. NCBI's taxonomy places the organism in Eukaryota, Viridiplantae, Streptophyta, Magnoliopsida, Ericales, Balsaminaceae. The record is from RefSeq and is a predicted model, not a curated record.